Messenger RNA from Dioscorea cayenensis subsp. rotundata (Guinea yam), 2791 nucleotides. RefSeq names its product histone-lysine N-methyltransferase family member SUVH9-like. The record is from RefSeq and is a predicted model, not a curated record. The transcript has 3 exons. Gene Ontology annotation, molecular function: zinc ion binding; protein binding; histone methyltransferase activity. Gene Ontology annotation, cellular component: nucleus. Bases 123 to 2033 code for a protein of 636 amino acids. Lineage: Eukaryota; Viridiplantae; Streptophyta; Magnoliopsida; Dioscoreales; Dioscoreaceae.
CCAUCCCCAUUCUCUCGAUGGCCGGGUUUUGAUGUCUUGUUUCGUGUCCCUGAUCGCCGGGCAAUUUUCAUCCAAGACCCUUGAAAAUUUUUUAAUUUCUUUUUAGUCCCUGCGUCUUCUCCAUGGAUCCACCUCCACCGUCGCCAUUCCCGGACCUCAACCUCAACCUCGACAUCGUCCCCUUCGUCAAGCUCGAGCCGAAAGAGGAGCCCUUGGAGGAUCUCCCGAUCGCCACCGCCUCAACAGCCGCCGACGCCGCCGAAUGCCUCCUCUCUCCGGAGGAGCACACACCUCUCCAGAAGCUUUCCCCGUCGGAGGACGCUCUCUUCGCCGAGUACCUUCGUCUUACUCGCCUUUUCCUCUCUUCCAUCGAAAGCGGCGCUAGUGGCGGUGCUAUCGUCCCUGCGGAUGGCUCCAGUGCGGCGCCGGCGUCAUCCGCUAUCGUUGCUUCGAAGAAGCGCAAGGCUAGGUCGUCUGAGAUGGUUCGUGUGUCUUCUCUUGGUGUUCGCGAUCAGAUCCAUUUCCGUGAUCUCGUUCGCCACACGCGUAUCACCUUCGAAUCCCUAAGAUUCCUCCUCCUCCGCAACGACGGGUUCUCCGAGGUCUUCGGCCGGCGGACACGCCCAGACCUCAAGGCUGCGGCCCUCAUGACCGAUAAGAACCUCUGGCUCAAUCGCGAUAAGCGUAUCAUUGGUCCCAUUCCUGGUGUUUGCAUCGGCGAUGUCUUCUUCUUUCGGAUGGAGCUUUGCGUUCUCGGACUCCAUGGACAGGUUCAGGCCGGCAUCGACUACGUGCCAUCCACUCGUAGCCCGAGCGGAGAGCCCGUCGCCACCAGCAUCAUCGUCUCUGGAGGGUACGAGGACGAUGACGAUGGUGGGGAGGAGCUUAUCUACACUGGCCAUGGCGGCCGCGACCGUAACAACUUCCGCCAUUCCGUUCAUCAGAAGCUCGAAGGUGGGAACCUCGCACUUGAAAAGAGCCGGCUUUAUGGUAUUGAGAUUAGGGUCAUUCGAGGGAUUAAAUCUGACAGAAGCCCCACGAACAAAGUCUAUGUAUAUGAUGGGCUUUACAAGGUUGUGGACUCUUGGUUUGAUACUGGGAAGUCGGGGUUCGGAGUGUUCAAGUACAGGCUUGUUAGAAUUGAAGGACAGGAGGAGAUGGGCACUGGAAUUCUCAAGCUUGCUGAAGAGUUGAAGGUGAAUCCUUUGACUGCGAGGCCUCGUGGUUACUUGAGCCUUGACAUUUCAAUGAAGAAGGAGAAGUUCCCGGUAAUGCUGUUCAAUGAUAUGGAUGAUGAACGGGAUCCGGUCUACUUUGAGUACCUUGCUCGUCCGCUCUAUCCUCCUUCAGUGUUUGAAGAAAAGAGCCUUCUAGCUGGAGGUAAUGGUUGUGAUUGUGUUACCAAUUGUUCUACGGAUUGCCUUUGUGCUAGAUUGAACGGGGGAGAGCUUCCUUAUGAUUCCAAUGGCUUGCUUUCGAGAGGGAAACCAUUGAUUUAUGAAUGUGGGACUGGAUGUAGGUGUCCUCCAAGUUGCCCAAAUCGUGUGAGCCAGAAGGGAUUGAAGCAUCAACUGGAGAUAUUCCGUUCUAAGGAGACUGGUUGGGGUAUUCGUUCACUGGAUAUGAUUCGUGCCGGGUCUUUUGUUUGUGAGUAUACUGGCAUUGUGCUCACCAAGGAGCAAACUGAGCUGCUUGCUAUGAGUGGAGCGGGUUUGGUGUGGCCUAAUCGGUUUCCGGCCAGGUGGAUGGAGUGGGGGGAUAUAUCUGAUGUCUUCCCGGGUUUUAUGCAACCAAGCUAUCCUGCUUUGCCUGAAUUGAACUUCUCUAUAGACGUCUCCAGGACAAGGAAUGUGGCAAGUUAUUUGAGCCAUAGCAGCACCCCAAAUGUGUUUCUGCAGUGUGUCCUGUUUGAUCACUAUAAUACAUCUUAUCCGCAUCUGAUGAUCUUUGCAAUGGAAAACAUACCUCCUCUCAGAGAAUUGAGCAUUGAUUAUGGGAUAGGCGAGGAAUGGGUAGCGAAACUAACUGUGUAGUGUGCUGCUCCCUAUGUAUUGGUAGCAUUUUCAAGUGUCCUGUGCUUCUUUAUGGAGAAAUGAUGGUGGUGCACCUGCUUUCAUAUAUCGCUAACCAACUAGAGAAUCUUCUGUACUGUUCGGGCGCUGCUGAGGGAUUACAACCGAGUACUGAUGACGUUAUUAAUCAUCUUCAUCGCUCAUGCGAAGUUUUUGAAGGAGAAUGCAAGGAAGGAUCAAAUCAUCAAGAGUCAACCAGCCAUGCAUUCAUUUUGUUAAUGUAUGAAGGUUCGAAAUCGCUGUAAGACUAAUUCUGAAAAAUGGUUGUAGUGUUCUAUGACCGCAAUUAUUAAAGGAGCAUCUGUAAAAUAUAUGUACAUUAUCCAAUCCCAUCUUGUAACCCAAUUAAUCUGCAAAGAAUGUCUACAAACAGGGAUUGCAUAGAUGACUGAAUGCGCAAGUCAUGUUUAUUCUCAAGAAUCUUAACUUUGCUUGAGAUUCAAGAUUUCCGAAACAAGUUAUGUAGAGAUGAUGAGGAAGACUACUUGUUUUCAAUGGAUUUCAAUGGCAGCUCUACUGGUUUAUGUUCUUGUUGUACAUGCGGGAGCAACACAGGCGCGUCUAUGGUCGUCGGACCGCCAAGUGGUUAUGAGAGAUCCCGGAGUCAGAAUAACUUUGCAGUUGUGGCAACCUGAGAUCAUCAAAGAGCCGUCUACGAUGGAGCGUUUGGGAGCUGAAGUUGCAUCUCUUUUAAGAAUGACUUCCUGUUUUUUCUUGUU